GUCAGUAGCAGCUCAGAGGAGCCUCAGGAACGGCAGCGCAGCUUCCAUCAAACCCACAUUUAACGGUUUAAAAGUGAAUUCGAUGAGCAGCGAGCUGCAGGAACCGACAGCGGCGGGACUGUAAAGCCACAGGACGGACCGGGGAAGAGGAGUUUAUCCGCUGAGGUCGCUGCCAGCAGCUUUUUCUCCGUCCAGCGGACAUUGACGGAGAGAGUUCCCCCUCCAGCUGGUUCACAGUAGAACCGUUCGGUCUGACGGAGGACUGAAGGACUGAGGGUCCAAACCGAGACAGAAAAGCGGCUGUUCGGUCUCGAAACAACACCACUGUCCAGUUAUCUCAGAGUGAAGAUUCCUGUUUUUCGUGGAGACUUCAUCGCUGACGGAGGACGAACGGCUUCGGUUUCCUGUGUGGGAGGAGUCACAGCCAACGUCUGAGAGAUGUGAAGCUGACGGGCCGGAGGAGCCGCCACUCAAGCCAGGACCACGCCCUCAGCAGCGCCACCAGCCAAUCAGCACGCAGCCUGGAGGACCAUCAUGCACCUGAAGUCGUAUCCGAAGCUCGUGCGGUCGGAGGUACGCCUGGAUGCGCCUGGCGCUCCGACGGCGUCCCAGCGGAGCAGUCUGUUUGUGAGCCAGCAGGGGGGGCUGCUGAGGACCUGCAGCGGUAACCAUGGCAACGUCAGCAGUAGCCGCCUCCCGUUCAGUGUCAUCUCCACGAACACGCUGCGCCGCGCCAACGCAACAAGCAGCAGCGUGACGUCGCUCCGGCUGAAGGCGCCGUCCGUCGCCACCCUGCAGCUCCUCCCCCCGACGCCGGGCUGUGAGAACAACACGCCCGGCCUGUACCAGACCACUGCCGAAGACGCCGACGCUCCGCUAGACAUCUGGGCCGUCAUCAAGCCCGGACACGUCCGCGAGAAGAUCGCCAUCUUCGCCUCAGAGGAAGGCCGGCCGGACGGAGCCCAAGCCAGCGAACGCACCUCCACCGGCAGCUCCGGCAACCGGGACAGAGCACCGGCGGUGUACACGAACCACGCCGCCAUGACGGGACUGUCACGGGCCGUGAAGGCAAAGGGGAGCUGGGAGGAAAACUCCAGCGCCAAACGACGCCGCCGGUCUGGAAACAACCAGAACCUCCAGCAGGACCAGACGACCCGGGUUCAGGACACCCAGCAGCUCACCCUCAAAGUGCCGCUGAGCUCGGACGCAACGCAGCAGUCGAGCGGGGGGCGGCGGGAAGGCGAGCCGGUGCCGGCGGAGGAGGAGGAGCAGAAGGUGUCGGUGGUGGAGAUCGUGGCGUUCAUGGAGCAGAGAGCGAACGAGCAGCAGCCGGACUCCAAACCUCUGCUCGCUCUCCAAAGGAGCUCCACCACCAUCACGUUGUCCAGAGCUCCGCCCUCAGCUGUCAAGGACGGGUCGGAGGUCAGGGGGGAGGAGCCAGAGAGCGUCAAGGUGUCCGACAUGGUGGCCCGGCUGGAGUCGGAGUGUCUGCGUAGGAGGACAGAGGGAGACCUGUCGAGGAGCAACAGCCUGCGGAGGACGGUGGGACGAGUUCUGCUCGCUGCCGCCGAUCAGAGCCCUGCCCCCUGCCAGCCGUCAUCACCAACAUCUCCGACAUCACCGACAUCACCAGGGGUACCAUUGUCUUCUUCGUCACCGCUGUCUGCGGCGCCAAGCAGAGAACCAGUCAGCUGUCUUCAAACCAUUAGGGUGGAGAUGCCUGCCUCAGCUCUGACCACGCCCUCCUCUCCAGUUCUGACCACGCCCCCCACAGGUGAGUUGGUGGGCGAGUCUCAGCAGGUGAGGGGAGCUGUCACAGAGACUGCGGCCCCGCCUCCUUCACAUGUGGAGGCGGAGCCUGUUCCCGGAUUGUUGUUUUUGGCUCCGCCUUCUGCCGAGACUAAUUCAGAGCCCCGCCUCCCUGCUAUUUGCCCCUCCCCCUCUGACUCUCCCAGCCAAUCGGAGAAGAGGAGGAGGAGAAAGACAGACAGAGCCCAGACGGAUGAAGCGGUGGGCGUGGCCUCGCCUCUGAGCCGGCGUGCGUCGGCGUCGCAGGACUUCCUGGUGAUGCGUCAGCGGCUGCAGCAGCUGCUGGAGCCGCAGCCGUACCUGGCCGUGCUGCCGCAUCACCUGCUGGUCAAGAUCUUCCUGCUGCUGCCGACGCAGAGCCUCGCCGCGCUCAAGUGCAGCUGCCACUACUUCAAGUUCAUCAUCGAGAACUACGGCGUCCGGCCCGCCGACUCGCUGUGGGUGUCCGACCCGCGUUACCGCGACGACCCCUGCAAGCAGUGCAAGAGGCGCUACGGCCGCGGCGACGUGUCACUAUGCCGCUGGCACCACAAGCCGUACUGCCAGGCGCUGCCGUACGGCCCCGGCUACUGGAUGUGUUGCCAUGGCGCCCACAGGGACGCGCCCGGCUGCAAUGUUGGUCUCCAUGACAACCGUUGGGUGCCGGCGUUCCACAGCAUCAACGUGCCGAUUUACAGGAGGAGCCGUAACCAUGACGACUGAGUGUGUGUGUGUGUGUGUGUGUGUGUGUGAGAACAGAAUCCGGCUGCAGCAGCUGUUUGUAACAUUUGUGUCUUCAGUGUGCGUCUGUUACUAGGCAACAGAGGCAGCGCCCAAUCAGGAAGAGUUCCCCAAACAAAGCUGUGACGCCACAAACGUCAACAUCGACGUGCGACCAGCUGACCGGUCAGGCGUCCAAUCAGGACUCACUGUUUGACUUCAUCACUGCUGUAAAUAUUGUCACCUGCUUCGGUUCUGAUUCAGUAAAACGUUGUCACGUCGAGGCGCCGCCCGAACGUCCAAUCAGCUGCUGCAGCCGCACGACACCGAGGAAACAUCAGCUGCUCCCAUGAUGCAACAGCAGGUCGGACUUUCCUUAAAACGCUGCGACUCGUAUCAGACGACCUGUUUUCAUAGAAACCGACUGAAGUCUGUGAUUGAUCGUUAAUCAUCUGAACACCAGAAGAAAACUGAGAACUGAGCGUUUUGAGGAAACUCUGCCUGCAGCUCUGUGCAGAGCGGCGCCCCCUGCUGCUCAGACACCGCCUCACAGCCCCACGGUUUCAGUUUACAGCCAGUCUGCCUGCAGCCUCCGAUCGAUGGAUUAUUGAUCUCUGAUCAGCUGUCAGUUCUGACUGGACAGGAGGAGCAGAGUCCCGGCCAGGACUCGUCUCCUCUCGGCUGAAAUCCGAUCACAGAGUUGUAAUAAAUCCAAAACAACAACUUAAAUGAUCCUCAGCUGGUUUGAGCUUUAAAUGAAUUUAGAAUGUGUUCAGUUUUUCUUGUCUGUCUGAGAAUGGGUUCAAAAACCGAUCGACUGUUUGAUCAUGUUGCUCCGUUGUCAUGGAAACCAUCUUUAUAUUAAACAGCGGGAAGUGAAUUAUUUAUAGAGCUGAUCAGUUGAUUACAGAUGUUCUGAUUCCAGCCUCUGAGUUGAGAAGAGUUUCUGCAUUUUUUGACAUUUUAUCGACCAAACGGUUGUUCGAUUAGUUUAACUGGUGAUCAAUCAUUUUAAUAUCUGUAUUCACAGGAUCAAUUAUUGGCAAUAUUAGAUUUUAAUUUGGUGUUUUUGUAUCAACAUGAUGAAGCUGCUUCAUUUUUUAGGCGUUUAAUGUAAAGUUUUGUCCACGAGCGGCUGCAGGUUGAGCUGCUGCAGAGUCUCGUUAUUGAUUAAUCAGCUGAUUAUUUCCUCAUUGAUCAACAGUUUGGUCAAUACAUUUUACAAAGAUUGAAAAAAGCAGAAAAUCUUCUGAGAAGCUGGAAACCAAAAGGAUCAUUUCUGAGUGAUGGACUGACAGGUUGCUUCAGGUGUUUGUUACCUUCGUUGGUUUAAUUAAAGGCUGACAGGUGAGUUAAGGGGCGGAGCUUCAGGGGGUGGCGUCUCCGUUCGGGGCUUUAAAACUGUGCACCUUGUUUGCGUUUACAUGUGAACUUAACUCCUGCAGAGUUUGUGCGACUGCCUGAUAAUGGAUGGGUUUGUCGAAGGGAAAACAGAAUCGUGGCCUUUGAGUGUCGGAGUCGAUGCAAUACGAGAAACUGGACGAAAAAAGAAUCUGAGGAGAAGAGAUGGACGCUACAGCCGUUUGUUUUUUAAGCUGUGUUGGUUUGUGUCUGCUGGCUGUUUGCAUUUUUCUCCGUUAAACAUGUUUUGCUUUAAUAAAGUGCUUUUUCAUCGGGUCUUCAGGUUAAAA
This is a messenger RNA of Stegastes partitus (bicolor damselfish), 4199 nucleotides long. RefSeq names its product F-box protein 34 (gene fbxo34). Bases 535 to 2511 code for a protein of 658 amino acids. Gene Ontology annotation, molecular function: protein binding. The record is from RefSeq and is a predicted model, not a curated record. NCBI's taxonomy places the organism in Eukaryota, Metazoa, Chordata, Actinopteri, Pomacentridae. The transcript has 4 exons.